Trypanosoma cruzi is the source of this 714-nucleotide messenger RNA. Its product is annotated as mucin TcMUCII, putative. The transcript has a single exon. The record is from RefSeq and is a predicted model, not a curated record. The coding region runs from base 1 to 714 and encodes 237 amino acids. Lineage: Eukaryota; Euglenozoa; Kinetoplastea; Trypanosomatida; Trypanosomatidae.
AUGAUGACGUGCCGUCUGCUGUGCGCCCUGUUGGUGCUCGCCCUGUGCUGUUGCCCGUCCGUGUGGGCGACUGAGAGUGGAGGUAAAGCUGAAAAAGAUAUUUCUGGUGCAAAAGGAAAUGAGAAAGGGGAAGCAAGUGAGGCGACGGAUUUGUCUAUUACGGCUCAACUUCCGCCACACACAAAAGAGGAGGCGAAUAAAGGGACGGCGGAGAAACCAAAUGCAGCGUCUCAUGCGUUAAUGACAACGGGUACAAUAAAAGAAACGGCACAUUCAGAACACAAUCUCAAUAAUGUACAGGAAGAAGAUGGGCAAUCCAUCGAAGAACCGAUAGAACACGUUAAGACCGUUACGUCAAAUGAGCACGAUGAGAAGUCAAGGGCAACAACUCCUCCAAAAAAGCCGGGAAACAGUUUAGGAAAGGGAAUCACUGCGCCAAUUACGAUUGGGAUUAAAACAAAUACACCAUCAACUACGACCACGACGAAUACCACAAAGGCACCAACCACGACCACCACGACCACUACUACGACGACCACCACCACCACCGCGCCAGAGGCACCAAGUACUACGACUACAGAGGCGCAAACCACGACGACCACCCGCGUACCGUCACGUCUCCGCGAAAUCGACGACAGCCUCAGCAGCUCUGCGUGGGUGUGUGCCCCGCUGCUGCUCGCCGUAUCCGCGCUGGCGUACACCACUCUGGGCUGA